Saccostrea cuccullata (small rock oyster) is the source of this 1231-nucleotide messenger RNA. RefSeq names its product mannose-1-phosphate guanyltransferase alpha-B-like. The transcript has 7 exons. Gene Ontology annotation, cellular component: cytoplasm. The annotation marks the transcript as partial. Lineage: Eukaryota; Metazoa; Mollusca; Bivalvia; Ostreida; Ostreidae. The record is from RefSeq and is a predicted model, not a curated record.
GUUUUACAUUACGUGGAAAAGCCAGAAACUUACAUCAGUACCAUCAUUAACUGUGGUGUCUACUUGUUUUCCCCCGACAUUUUCUGUACCCUGGAGAAGAUCUUCAAGAAAAACCAGGAAGACAACUACAAUUUCCAGACAGGAAGUGGGUGUUAUUCUGGCUAUGACCCCAGCCUACAGUUGAAUGAGAAGAUCAGAUUAGAGCAGGAUAUUUUUGUUCCCAUGGCGGGCUCCGGGAAGUUGUAUGUCUACCACACUGAUAGAUUCUGGAGCCAGAUCAAAACCACAGGAGCUGCCAUUUAUGCAAACCGACAUUACCUAGCUCUCUAUCAGGACUGGCACAGAGAAAGGCUGGCUAGAAAUGGGGAGCUGAAGCCCCAGAUCAUUGGAGACGUAUACAUCCACCCCACAGCCGACGUCCACCCAACAGCCGUGCUUGGUCCCAAUGUUAGCGUAGGUAAACAUGCAGUGAUUGGAGAAGGUGUGAGGGUCAGGGAAUCCAUUGUUCUAGAGGGUGCUGUUCUACAGGAUAACUGCUGUGUGCUGUACAGUGUGAUUGGUUGGAAUGUUACCAUAGGAAUGUGGACUCGUGUGGAAGGCACACCUAAUGACCCCAACCCCAACAAACCAUUUGCUAAGGUCGAUGUCAAGGACACAUUUAGUCCCGAGGGGAAACUCAAUCCAUCCAUCACUGUCAUUGGGAGUAAUGUACAGGUACCCUCUGAGGUGAUCUUACUGAAUGCUAUAGUGUUACCCGACAAAUCACUCAGUGGAAGCUGCAAGAACCAAAUCAUCCUCUAGCGUUACCAUGGCAAUCUCCCAGAAUGCACUGCCAAAAUCAUUCCCAACAUGCCAUUUUUGUUCCUUCAUAACUUUCUGUAAACGUUUUGAACAAUUUCAUUCUAAACGAGUUUGUUAUUUGUACAUGUAUAUAGUAAUUUAUUAACACUUACAUAUUCAUUAAAUAUCUAUUUUCCUAUUGCUUCGUUAUAAGAAUAUGUUCAUAAUAUUUAUAAAGUAUUUCGAGACAUUUAUUUACAGAGAAGACUGUGCUUAUAUACAUGACAUUUUUUGCAGUGAUUCAAUCAUUGCAUCAGAGACUUUGAGAGUGCUCAUUUAUAUUGAAGGGAUCUGAUUUAAUAAGAGGAAUUCCAUAAUCUUAUACAAUUGAACCAUAUAUUUUAUGUAUUCCAUGCUUUGGUAUCAUUAAAUUUGAAAUUGAUGAAAGAAA